AUGAGGCGUGGAGUACCGCGCGGCGUUCGGGCUCGAGCUGGCUUGCGGGUCUUCCUUCUUGCCGCACUUCUCACCUGUUGUGCUGCUGAGCACACGCCAUGUGUCGACUUCCUGCUGUUCAACUCAAGAAACAGUUGCACAGCAGCACCUAACAGCACACUAUACAGAGACGCUAUUCGGCAAUACGUGGACUGCAACCAGCUGGAUAAUGCGACCCAGGGUUUGGAGCUGGACUUGCUGGUCAGCGCCCCAGUGCUGUUGCCGACUGCCGUGCUGGCUCGCUUCAAAACCGAGACCGGCUGGACAGUCCAUGUGACGCCGUGGGAUGUCACCAGCAGUAGCGGCAACGCCGCAACCUCAGCGACAUCACUCGGGUUUGACGUCACUUCCGACUGGCAGCAGCAGCUCGUACUGUCGUACGAUGCAUGGAUUCUGGAUUCGGAGCUCCUGGGUGGUCUCGUGCAGAGAGGUGCCGUUGCGCCGCCAGCACCGCUGCUCGACACUGCAGCAUUUGUUGAGAUCCAGGCUACGGCACAGCCGCAGCAAUUGAUUGACGCAGCGGCGGCUGUCAACGGUACGGAUUUCGACGGCGACGGUGUAGUCGAGUACGGCAUAUGCCUCGAGGUCGCUCCAGCUGCCUUGAAGACAGCUCGAUCGGGUUGCUAG
Molecule: messenger RNA, 666 nt
Organism: Volvox carteri f. nagariensis
Lineage: Eukaryota; Viridiplantae; Chlorophyta; Chlorophyceae; Chlamydomonadales; Volvocaceae
Exons: 6
Coding region: 1-666 (221 amino acids)
Source: RefSeq, a predicted model, not a curated record